Molecule: messenger RNA, 907 nt
Organism: Halichondria panicea
Lineage: Eukaryota; Metazoa; Porifera; Demospongiae; Suberitida; Halichondriidae
Product: tyrosine-protein kinase Srms-like
Exons: 5
Coding region: 44-829 (261 amino acids)
Biological process (GO): cell surface receptor protein tyrosine kinase signaling pathway; positive regulation of kinase activity; protein phosphorylation
Cellular component (GO): signaling receptor complex; plasma membrane
Molecular function (GO): ATP binding; transmembrane receptor protein tyrosine kinase activity
Source: RefSeq, a predicted model, not a curated record
CGAUAUUUGAUUUCCUCCAAAGUUGAAACUGGUUGUUGAUCUGAUGCAUAACGGAGACCUACUACAUCACUUGUCCACCCUCAGGCAAUCUGUUGCCAUGGGUGAUCUGCCGCUGUAUGAACUGAAGCAGUUGCUCAUGAGUUUCACCCGACAAGUGGUGAGUGGGUUGGGCUAUCUCUCCUUGAAGGGCUUUGUACACAGGGACCUGGCGGCCAGGAAUGUACUGGUCUCAGAUGAGGGAAUAUGUAAGAUUGCUGACUUUGGACUGUCUCGAAACCUUCAGAAUGAGGAGUACUAUCGGUCCCACGGAGGGAAAGUCCCUGUCAAGUGGACGGCCCCUGAGGCUAUCAACUAUCGCAAAUACUCGUCUGCCAGUGAUGUCUGGAGCUACGGCUGUGUGCUCUAUGAGAUAUGGACACUGGGGGAGAAGCUGUUCUCUCAUCUUACUAACACAGAGACAAUAGAAGCAGUGAUCAGUGGUGAGAGGCUCCCCCCACCCCCUGGUUGCCCCAGGCCUAUCUACAGCAUCAUGAUCGACUGUUGGCACCCUGAUCCCGAGUGCAGACCUGUAGCAUGUGAUCUGGUGACCAAAUUACUGCGACCAGACUUCAUUUUCCUAAAGUGGCAGGCCAGUGAGACUAGCCGCUACCCUGAGGAGGCUCAAACCCUCGGCACAGCUCUGGAGAAUGGCCACUGUCUGCACAUGGACUUACAGAGGAGGUACUGUAAAGGACCAAGCACACAUGCACGCAAGGAGAAAAAAGAACUGGAUUCAAACACUGUAUAUGACACCAACAUUUCAUAUAAUGCCGUGCCGUUCAUUCAGUGAAGCUUUAAACAAUUAAAGUGUUGGGCAUGUUCGUAUGCUAUAUCAAUUAAGUAAAAUAAAAUUAUGAAUGAUGGGUAA